Scleropages formosus (Asian bonytongue) is the source of this 5569-nucleotide messenger RNA. RefSeq names its product multiple C2 and transmembrane domain-containing protein 1-like. The record is from RefSeq and is a predicted model, not a curated record. Gene Ontology annotation, biological process: regulation of neurotransmitter secretion. Bases 24 to 2363 code for a protein of 779 amino acids. The transcript has 21 exons. Lineage: Eukaryota; Metazoa; Chordata; Actinopteri; Osteoglossiformes; Osteoglossidae. Gene Ontology annotation, molecular function: calcium ion binding. Gene Ontology annotation, cellular component: synaptic vesicle membrane.
UCUCGCGCAGGAGGGACGCGGUCAUGUGGAUGUUCGGGAGGAAGAAGAAGCCCGUUUUGGACCGAGUCCUGUCCUCGUCCCAGCCCAACCUGUGCUGCCCCCCCCCGGGCAGCGAUCGGCCCACCCUGUGUCACCUGGUGCUGUCGCAGCACGCGAGCUCGUGCCCGGGGCGCGCGAGCUUCCCGAACCUCCCGGGGGGGCUGCGCGAGAGCGCCGGCGACUCCGGCAGUGCCACAGCUCAGCCCGGUGCUGCGGAGGCUCCGCUUCCCAGUCCAGGGAUGUACCAGUUGGACAUCGUGCUGAAGAGUGGAAAGAACCUGGCUGCGAGGGACAGAGGAGGAACGAGCGACCCGUACGUCAAGUUCAAGAUGGGGGGCAAGGAGGUGUUUCGCAGCAGGACCGUCCACAAGAACCUGAACCCAGUGUGGGACGAGAAGGUCAGCCUGCUGCUGGAGAGCCUUUGCGAGCCUCUUUACGUGAAGGUCUUUGACUACGACUUUGGCCUCCAGGACGACUUUAUGGGCUCUGCCUACCUGUACCUGGAAUCCCUGGAGCUUGGCAGGCAGCUGGACGUGACUUUGGACCUGAAGGACCCACAGCAACCCGAACACAAGCUGGGAACCCUGCAGCUUGCCGUGACCCUCUCACCCAAAGAGGGGGACUUCCAGGACGCUAACAUCCUCUUCAGAAAGACCUGGAAGAGGUCGACCAAGCAGCAGCCGCACCAGAGCGUGCGACUCUCAGACAUACACAGGAAGGCCCAGCUGUGGAGAGGCAUCGUGAGCAUCAGCCUCAUCGAGGGUCGCAACCUCAUGCCCAUGGACGCCAACGGCUUGAGCGACCCCUACGUAAAGUUCCGUCUUGGGUAUCAGAAAUACAAGAGCAAGACUAUGAGCAAAACCCUGAGCCCGCAGUGGAGGGAGCAGUUUGACUUCCACUUGUACGAUGAGCACGGCGGGGUCGUUGACAUCACCGUCUGGGACAGGGACGCCAGAAAGAGGGAUGACUUCAUGGGCCGCUGCCAGGUGGACCUGUCAGUCCUCAGCAAGGAGCACACACACAAGCUGGAGCUCCCCUUGGAGGAGGGUGAGGGCCUCCUCGUCCUGCUGGUGACCUUGACCGCGUCUGCCGCAGUCUCCAUCUCCGACCUGUCGGCCAAUCUGCUGGACGAUCCGUUGGAACGCCAGAACAUCCUCAACAGAUACAAACUGCUCAGGUCUUUCCACAACGUGAGGGACGUGGGAGUCGUCCAGGUGAAGGUCAUCCGGGCCGAGGGAUUGAUGGCAGCUGAUGUCACAGGGAAAAGCGACCCCUUUUGCGUUGUGGAACUGAGCAACGACCGCCUGCAGACACACACGGUCUACAAGAACCUCAACCCAGAGUGGAACAAGGUUUUCACCUUCAACGUGAAAGACGUCCACUCCGUGCUGGAGGUCACGGUUUACGACGAAGACAAGGACCGCAGCGCAGACUUCCUGGGCAAGGUGGCCAUCCCUUUGCUCAACAUCCGAAACGGGGAGCGGAAAUCAUACGGCUUGAAAAACAAAGCGCUGACAGGGCCGACCAAGGGGGUCAUCUAUCUGGAGAUGGACGUGAUUUUCAACACAGUGAAAGCUGGCCUGAGGACCCUGACGCCAGCGGAGCAGAAGUACCUGGAAGAAGAGCCCCGGGUUUGCAAACAGCUGCUGCAGCAGAACUUCCUGCGGGUGAAGCGCUGUGUCCUGUUUCUCAUCAACAUCGGCUCUUACAUCAACAGCUGCUUCGAGUGGGAGUCUCCGAAGAGGAGUCUUACAGCCUUUCUGCUCUUCAUCCUGGCUGUGUGGAACUUCCAGCUCUACAUGAUCCCCCUGUCCCUCCUCCUGCUGCUGGUCUGGAACUACCUGCGAGUGGCCCUGGGCCGGGACCCGCGCCACGGCAGCAUGAAAGAGAUGGAAGAUAUGCUUGAGGACGAAGACGAUGAGCUCGACAAAGAGGACUCGGAGAGGAAGGGCUUCAUGGACAAGCUCUAUGCCAUCCAGGAUGUGUGCAUCAGUGUGCAGAGUGCCCUGGAUGAGGUUGCUUCCUACGGAGAGAGGAUAAAGAACACAUUCAACUGGACAGUGCCUUUCCUGAGCUGCCUGGCAAUCGUGGUACUGAGCAUUGGUACUGUGGUCAUCUACUUCAUUCCCUUCCGAUACAUUGUGCUCAUCUGGGGUGUAAACAAAUUCACAAAGAAGCUACGAGACCCGUACAACAUCGACAACAAUGAGCUGCUGGACUUCUUGUCACGGGUCCCUUCAGAUGUCCAGGUGGUGCAGUAUCAAGAGCUGAGACAGGACCCAAGUCAAAGUCCGAAUAAAAGGAAGAAAAACAACCCCGGGUAGUCCGCUCGCGUCUCCCGGUGAUACAGACCCCGAAGAAUAAGUACAAGAGUGUCUUUCAGUUGGACUGAACAAGUCCUUUUCCCUGCCGCUUCCAUUGUAUAUAAUCAGUUCUCUGUGGACAAGUCCGGAAUAAGAAUUCAAAUGAUUAAAGUGAUGGCAAUAACAGAAGGUGGUUACUAUAUGGUACAAUGUAUUAUAUGUUUUGUUUAGUUUUGCUUUAUGUACUUGGAUUAUUUACUUACGUUUAUUUAUUUUUUGUUCUGUCGUGACGGGUGGGAUUCGAUAAGUGGGGCAGUUUCACUGUAGAGCAGCGUGUUUCUCUCAUGUCACCGAAUCACGUGAGACAUUGAAGUUUUGUUUGGAAGCAGUGUAACUCAGAAGUAAGUACACAGAUCUGCAAUGAAAUUAUCAUUUUGGUAUUUUCACAGCAAUUUAAACAUCUAAAUCCAGAAAGACUGGAAUUUCCCUGUUGUGUACAGAUGUUUCACAUAAGACUGUUUUUAAAACACGUGGUUUAAUUUCAUUAAAGUGUGAUGACAGAUAAUGAAGUGUAUAACUAUGUUCUCCUUACCUUUAUUUUUCCUUGUUUCUGCAUUCUCUUGAUUUGAGUUGGAUUGUACUCGUGAGAAGAGAAGCGCUGUCAAUGCAAUGGAAGGUGGGAUGUCGUUAUUCUUGCCGACCGCUGCCGUAUAUUGGAAGAAAUGCUGGAAUCUUGAGAUCGGAAAAAGGCAGCAAGACGUACCGAGCGGCCAAAAGAUACCAACUGCGCUGAAAUCAGCUGAAUCUACAGGGGUGAAGAAAAUAAUGGAAAAACCAAAUAAACUAAUAUGAAGGAGUUAAUGAGAAGUAGAGCUGGCCUUUGCCUUCACAGUUUCAACCACCCUUAAAAGUCCUGAACCGUGUGUAGUGGGAUAUUGCCCCUACUCUACAGCUGAAGUUUUGUGCUCCUUACACCAGGUUACACAUUUUGCAUACUGGCCUUGGAUAUAAACAGUUUCCAGCGGCAGCCCUGCUACGAAUUCCAGUCUCGUGAAAUCCACUCAUUCAGUUCUGUGGUCGUUUUUGAGCCUGUAGUUUUGCAGCAUUUAGCAACUAUCCAGUGAACUGCCUGCCUGCCUGCCUGCCUACCUGCCUGCCUGCCUGUCUUUCUGUCUGUCUGUCUGUCAACUUGUGACCUCUGUUCACCUUUGCUGUGCACCUUUGUAAGAAAAUAUGCUGCUUAUCUAUUCAAACUCACAGCAGUAACGGCUUCAAGCCUUUAAGGUAAGUAAUACCACUUACGUACCCUGUUUAGGAGUUUUUUGCCCCAUUAUUCUAGGCAGAUUUUCUCCAGGGUGUUCAGUUGGUUGCAUGACCUGACUUUGGAGGACUGAAAUGUUGAAAUGGUGCCAUGGAUUCUCAUAGGAACUGAGGUCAGGGCUUUGACUGGGUCACUGUGAGGUCAUUUACCUUUUUAUUCUUGAGACACUCCAGUGUUCUUUUUGCCUUGUGCUUGGGAUCAAUGUCCUGCCAAAAAGUGAACUUCCAAGAUCUUCCAAGCAUCAGCGUUUUAGCAGAGUGAAGCAGGCUCUCUUAUGGCGUUUUUCUGUAUUUUGCCCUAUUAAUUCUUGGAUCUGUUCUGAUGCUGCCACCAUUAUUCACUGUAGGGCUGGUGUGUCUUCAGACAUGGACAGUGCUAUGCUUGUGUCUGGGAAAGUGGUCCCUCAUACUGGCCUGUUUUUUACUCUCAGGACCAAUAAGCAGAAAUGAUCUGAUUUGUGGAGCAUCUCACUGCCAUUCAGAAAAAAAAAAAAACAGAUUAUUGUAGAUUUGAGUGUAAAGCAUAUUUAAUGUUAGUGAUUUCCUUUCAGACCAAAUUAGAGUUACUGGGUCCAACACCUGGAACCAGGACUGAUAAUGGCAGUCACUAGCUUGGCGCUGGUAGCCGGGAGACCCACAUAACCCAGUCUGGCUCAGCCUGAAAUGGAGAUAUGAAGUCAUCUUGUGGGCUUACCACCUGCAAGGUGAAUGGUCGGCAGGUAAGAGUGGUAUGAUCUUAGACAUGCUGGACCCCAACAGUAGAAACUGGUUUUAGGAACCUGGGAUGUCACUUCUUGGACAGGGAAAGAGUUUCAGCUGGAGAAUUUUUUUUUGGAAGUGACAGCUAGACAUAGUUAGUCGUACCUGUAGGCAUAGUGUGGGUACUGGAACCAAACGUUUUGUUCGAAGGUGGUCUGAGGGUUCCCCAGCUUGAGGGGGAACAAUUGCCCCUACAGGAGGAGUUCUUGUAUCUUCGAAUCUUGUUCAUGAGUGUGAGAAAUGGGGAACGGGAUAUUGAUAGGUGGACUGGGACGGCUUCGCCAGUCUGUGGAGGUGAAGAAGUAGCUGAAUCUUCAGAAGGUCUUGGUUUUCCCCUCUGUCUCUACCCCCAUUUUCGACUAUGGUCUGUGCUUUGAGUAUUGACUAAAACAAAACGAUCAGAGAUGAAAGCAAAUGAAAUGAGGCUUCUUCACAUUGUCAGUGGCCUCAGUCUCAAUCCUGACGGGUUGAGGAUUUUGGUGAUCUUGGACAAGCAGUCAUUUCAGAUGGUUGAGGCAUGUUGCUAGAAUGCCUCCUGAUUGGCUCUUCACUGGAGACUCCAGGGUAGACCUAGGACAGGUUCAGAGAUUGUAUGUCUUGGCUCACUUGAGAAUACCUGGGGAUCCCUCAGAAGCAGCUGGAGGCUGUUGCUGGGAAAAGGGAGCUUUGGGUUUUGUUGAGCUGAUUCUCCCUAAGAGCAGCAGCCAGAAAACAGCAGACGAAAACUGAAGCUGAUAAAUUGAUGUUUUUUCCCACGAUAACUUGCAGAACAACAGUCACACGUAACACAAGAAGUGUUCAGCUGUAUUAUAACAUUGAUAUUUGUGCUGUUUUUGGCCAAAAAUUUACACACUGACUUUACCUUCUGUGGAAGCUGUCAAACUUUGCCUCGUCCAGCUUUCCAAUUUCGACAUCUUCUUUAAAAUGUCGUCUUUCGUGGAUGUUCUCACUGCCUUUUUGAUUCGCCUUAUCCUUCCUAAUGGCCUGUUCAAGGUCACUGCUAUAAUGCACUAAACUAAUUUUAAGCCAUUCCCCUUAUACAGUACAUAUAGUGCAAUAAAGUACAUCUUUUGUAUUCAUAGGAAAACAAUUUAUUUUAUCUUGUGUGUUUGUACGUGCGUAUCUAGGGCUAACAGGUAUUUUGUGUC